CUUUCAGAAAAGAUGGAGAACAAAGUUGAACGUGCGGCUAAUGGGAAAAACGUCUCUCUUCCUAUUUCACGUGUAAAAUUAAUCAUGAAGAGCUCGCCGGAUGUGUCGUGCAUUAAUCAGGAUGCUCUUUUCUUAACAACGAAAGCAACGGAGCUUUUUGUUCAGCAUUUGGCUUUGACUUCAUAUAAUAAUGGCUCAGGAAAACAGAAUGGCACCCUGUCCUACAGCGAUCUGGCCAACACUGCAGAGGAGACGGAAACGUUCCAGUUUCUCACAGAUAUUCUUCCAAAGAAAAUCUUGGCGCGGGAUUAUCUGAAGUCCCUGGAGAAAAUGGAAGAACAAAACGACUGAUUUUUUUGUUUGUUUGUUUUUGGAGGCAGCCUGUAAACAGGAACUGUUACUUCAACAUCAUUCUUUAAAAUUAACUGAUUAUGAUAACAUGUGAACAGGUAAAAAACAAGAAUACUUUCCUCACAACAGAUAGCAGAAGAUGAACUCCAGGACAUCUCACCCAAAUAAAUCUGUACAGUUCCUCACACCUUGUGGGUCAAGUGGUGAGACAAUUAUUCGUUUUCUUUUAUUGUAUUCAGAUACGUAGUCUCCUGAUCACCACCAAACUGCAAGGCAGAGUGGCCACUUGAAGUGUUUCAUACAUAUAUUUAUGUUGUAUAACUCCUGAUUUGCUUCUACAGCUAUUGCGUUUUAGGUCAUAACUGGCUCUGACCGAUUCUGAAAUUACAGCUGCUCUAAAAGCGGGUACUCAGGGUGCACACACUGUUUCAUUAAAUGGGCAUUAAGAUAUCAGUAUUUUUAUUAUACACCUGAAGAUAAAAACGCACUCUCAUUGUGCAGAUUGCACACGUGAAAUAAAUACUUAAAAUUUAUUUUUGUGUGUGUGUAAAUAUAUUUUUUUUAACUUUAAUUAAAACGACGCACUGACAUCCUGCAGGUUUAAUCAGUGUCCUUUACUGUGGAUCAGAAUUGGUUAUACUACAGCUUGCUUGUACUUUCCUGCUGUUUCAGCUGAUUACAUGCACUGAAUUUCAAAAGCGUGAGCCUGAAAACUUGAAACAUCUUCAGUUUUGUAUAGUGUACUGUAUGAUUGUUGGUGUAUAUUUUUCAGUAAAUAAAUCUUUGGUUUCUUAUUCACUCAGCUAUAGUUUUUUCCGGUCCUGUAAAAGGUUGUUUUAAGAACGGUUGUUGAACUGAUGCAUCAUGCCGUGACACCCAACCCUUUUUGCUGGGAUAUAACUGAUUAUGAAUCUAAUUAUAAAGUUGUCUUAUUUCCCUUAUGUAUAAUCAUGCAUCAUGUUUUAGAGGAACAGGGAUGGUGUGGGUGUGUGUGUGUGUAACAUUUUAUGAUACAAUAUGCAUUAGUAUUUGACAUUUUAUAAAAGUAUACAAAAGCAAUUUAAUGAUUUUAUGUUUACUUAUAAAAGAUGCAAAUACAUCCAUCAAA
Neoarius graeffei (lesser salmon catfish) is the source of this 1459-nucleotide messenger RNA. RefSeq names its product chromatin accessibility complex subunit 1 (gene chrac1). Gene Ontology annotation, molecular function: protein heterodimerization activity. Lineage: Eukaryota; Metazoa; Chordata; Actinopteri; Siluriformes; Ariidae. Gene Ontology annotation, cellular component: nucleus; CHRAC. Bases 13 to 351 code for a protein of 112 amino acids. The transcript is spliced from 3 exons. The record is from RefSeq and is a predicted model, not a curated record.